This is a messenger RNA of Petromyzon marinus (sea lamprey), 3508 nucleotides long. RefSeq names its product myeloid associated differentiation marker like 2 (gene MYADML2). NCBI's taxonomy places the organism in Eukaryota, Metazoa, Chordata, Hyperoartia, Petromyzontiformes, Petromyzontidae. The record is from RefSeq and is a predicted model, not a curated record. Gene Ontology annotation, cellular component: membrane.
UCUCUGAGCCCUCGCAUGCGAGAGAUUCUGGGCUCCGCAGCUGCGCGGCGCGGUCCUGGGACGCUUCCCGUGCCUGGCUAAAUUUAGUUCCAGCUCGCGGGGUAUAUGAAGCACGCCGCGGAGACAACUCGGCCCUAACGCCAGCCCACGCCUACAACGAGCAGCAGCAGCGGCAGCAGCAGGAAGAGGAAUAGGAGCAAGAGGAGCAGCAGCAGCAGGAGGAGGAAGCUGCCCCGUACCGCUCGCUCGGCAAGUGCGCGCGUGUGCGCGCGGCGGAGUAAUCGGAGUUACCUGGGGCUCGCGGACAGGAGAGACGAUGGACGGCGGCGACAACGAGGACGGCAGCGGCGGCGGCUACCUGGACUGGGGCUCCGUGCUGAGCCCGCGCGGCCUCCUCCGCCUGCUGCAGGCGGCCCUCACGUGCGCGGCGCUCAGCCUCGCCGUGCACCGCGGCGGCUGGGCAUUCUCCUACGGCCUCCUCUGCCUCCUCGUCUGGGCCGUGUGCCUGGCGCUGAGCGCAGCCGUGCUCGUGCUCGAGCUGUCGCGCGUCUCCGCCUGCAUCCCCGCCUCGUGGCACAACCUGCGCGUCUCCCUGGCCGCGCUCGCCGCGCUCCUCUGCGCCACGGCCUCCGCGCUCUACCCGCUCUUCUCGCUGCGCGACUACCAGUGCUUCUUCCGCGGCUGCGAGGCCGUGCGCGCCUUCAGGGUGGCCGUCACCUGCUGCUCGGCGGGCGCCUGCCUCGCCUACGGUAUCGACGCGGGCCUCGCCGUGGCGCGGCCGGGCAAGGCGGCGGAGGGCCGCGCGGCCAUGGCGAGCGUCUCGGGUCUCCUGCGCGUCGCCGAAAUCUUCUGCGGCGCCGUCAUCCUGGGCUGCGUCUUCAGCGGAGGGCAGUACGGCCGCUACCUGGCCACGCACUGGUGCCUGGCGGUCUACUGCCUGUGCCUCGCGCUCACGCUGCUCGUCACCGUGCUGAGCAUUCGCGGCGGCGCCGCCGCAGACGCGGCCACCGCCAGCGGCACCACCACCAGCGCCACCACCGCCACCGCGGCGGCUGCUUGCUGCGUGCCGCUGGAGCGCGGCGUGGCGCUCGCCACUCUGCUGGCCGUGCUACUCUACGUGAGCGCGGCCGUCAUCUGGCCCGUGUACGCCUUCGACCCCCAGUACGGGAGCGCCGCGCGGCCCUCGCGCUGCGCGCACGAGCGCUGCGCGUGGGACGUCCACGUCCUCGUGAGCGCAUUCACGGCCCUCAACCUCGUCGCCUACGUGGCCGACCUGGCGUGCAGCCAGCGCGCCCUGCGCCGCUCGAGCGCCGGGCACGAGCAGCGCCUGCAGCAGCAGCAUCAGCAGCAGCAGCAGAAGCAGCAGCAGAAGCAUCAGCAGAAGUUGCAGCAGCAGAAGUUGCAGCAGCCGCAGUUGAAGCAGCCCUACAAGUCAGUGCCUCCGCCAUAUCCUGGCGGGGCCAGCAACCGUUGUUGAGAGAGGAGAUGGAGCGGGGCGCAGGUCUGGAACGCGAGAGAUGAGUGAUGCGUGGACGAGUUUACAUGAUGCGAGCGCGCGUGUGUUUGUGUGUGCGCGUGUGCUCUCUGCGUGUACGCGUGAGCACAUGUUUGGGUGAGUGUGUACACACGGGAGCGGCGGCGCAGUGGUUAGUGCAAUGCGCUGUGAGAACGGUGCGGGUCUGGGACGAGGCGUGGACGAGUUUACAUGCGUGUGUGUACGUUCAUCUGGCUGUAUGGGCAUGUAUGUGUGUGUGUACCGUAUAUUCAAUGUGUAUACAUGUGUCUGUGUGUGUGUGUGUGCAUGAGACGCGAGAUUGGACUGCCAACAUCGCGUGACGAAUAUCUGAGCCGGUCCUGGGUCACCCCUAGGUCGACUCAGCCUUAAUUAAGUACUGGUGGCGAUGUGUAAACAUCGACACUGGGGAGACAAAGGCGGCCGGGUAGGCAUGGAGCUGAACACACUACCCCCUCGUGCCCCAUCCCCGCCUUAAUAGGUGCUCGCUAACAGCACUUUCCCCAAUAGUCCGUUAAAGGCUAUACGGGGGAUAUUUGUCCUUGCAUAUGCUAUACGUAUACGUGUAGUGUUCCGUUUGUGUAUGUCAGUGACCCAUACAUCUGUGUGUGUAUAUAUAUGCGACCUGUGUACGGCAAUAUUGAUAGACUGUAUUUAUAUAAAUAUAUACGUACGUAUAUGUUAAACAUGCUUCAGUAGCGAUAGUCAUGUACUUGUAUGUAUGUAUAUGCUGUAUGUGUGUGUGUUUUAAUGUAUGUACGUAAUUAUGUAUCUGUAAAUAUAUUAUUAUGAAUACAAGUGUAUGUAUAUCUGUUUCUUUGUCAAGGUGUGUGUUAGUGUGUCUGUGUAGCUAAGCUUUUCUCAAUGUGUAUGUAUCACUGUGUGUAUGGUUUUUUUUUCUGGUAUGUGCGUAUGUGCGCGUAUAUCCCGGGUACGUUGGAGCGGUGGCGCAGCGGUUAGCGCACUGCGUUGUGAACCCGACCGCCCUGGGUUUCAUUCCCGACCAGGGCUAACAUCACUGACCAGCGUGGUGAAGUAUGGUCAAACAACCCCCCCCCCACUUACGACCAUCACGGCGUGGGGGGGGGGGGGCUUCAUCCAGCAGCGGAUGCCACUCACGGGCCGAAUGUUGUCGUUAUUUGAGUACUGUGCCCGUGUGUGUGCGCGUGAUCACUGCGUAAGAUGAAGUCUCUUCACGAGAUCGAGUCGCCAUCCAAUGGAACACACGUGACCCGUUACACUUCUUUCGCACCAUACGUAGCCAACCGUGCUAAUCACAACAACAACAAAAAAACAGUUCUAAAGAAAUGCCUUUUCUAACGUAGUUUUUCCACACGCGUAUACAGUAGACAUAUACUGCAGUGGGGAGAUGUCGUCGCUGGGCCGCGUCUCCUCGAGCGGAAUGAGAAGGAGCGGGGUUCGCAUGCGGGACGUGACGGCGUCUCUCGGCCGGAAUGAACGACCCCAGCGAACACGAGCCCGUGACGAAAGUUAACAAUCAACAACAGUGCCCUUUGAAAACAAAUCCUGGGCAAAAUUCGACAAUAACGUAUGACGUGUGUUGUUGUCGUUGUUAUCGGGGCACGGGACACAUUAUUUUUGUAGCUACAGAUUUGAACGUAAAUGACAAAGGUUACUUUAGUUGUAAAAUCCGAAAACUAAAAAAAAAAUGUCCAAUAUCGAAACCUCGCAAAAUUUGGGGACACAAACAAAACACCAAAAUGUUUCUCUGCUUCUGCCUCUGGUUGCUUUGGAAGGUCGCCGAAGCCACUAACCACGCACCUUGUGGCGAGCAAGCCGUGUCUGUCGGGCCCGUGUUUUUGAGAGUGUGACGUUCAAGCCGAUAAAAAGCCCGCCGAGGCCGGAUUCCGGUUAUGGAUAUGACACACACGUACACAGUUUUCCUUUGAUAUAUUUAUUUUUUAUUUCACCAGGUAAGGCCCACUGAGCUAUAUAACUCCUUGUCAGAAGCGACAUGGCCACAAAUGAUAGUUC